Messenger RNA from Glossina fuscipes, 718 nucleotides. Its product is annotated as delta-sarcoglycan-like. The transcript is spliced from 2 exons. NCBI's taxonomy places the organism in Eukaryota, Metazoa, Arthropoda, Insecta, Diptera, Glossinidae. The record is from RefSeq and is a predicted model, not a curated record. Gene Ontology annotation, biological process: cardiac muscle tissue development; heart contraction. Gene Ontology annotation, cellular component: sarcoglycan complex; sarcolemma. The coding region runs from base 16 to 411 and encodes 131 amino acids.
GACACCACGAAAUGGAUGGCGCGGCAUUUAAAAUUCAAAUGGUUCUAUAAUCGGUUAACUAUAUCACUAUAUCACUUUCCGUUUUGUUUUUAUUAUAGAUUGGAGUCACCUACGCGAGAAUUGGAAAUAACAGCAGCAAAAGACAUUAAUUUACAAUCACGUGCAGGCGGUAUUGAAUUGACUGCUCUAGAGGAUGUUAAAUUGAGCACGAUUGAUGGCAGCUUACAUUUCGAAUCGUCAAAGAUUUUUAUGCCUAACCUAAGAACAGCUCAGCUACCUCUUGCGGGAACUGCACAAAAUCAUGAACAUUUACAUCGUGUCUUUCAGUUAUGUGCCUGUUCGAAUGGUAAAUUGUUUCUGGCAGCGCCUCAUUCAAUAUGUGCCGGCGAUGAUAGCAGUGUAUGCAGAUGAUCCAUGCAAACGAAUUAAGGACAAUAAUAAUAAAUGAAUCAAUGAUUGAAUAAAAAACUUUAGUAGAACUGCCAGAAAGCCUCUGAAAAUAGAAAGUAACUGAAAAAUUAUAAAUAAUCAUACUAAAGAAUAAUAAUAAUAAUAAUAAUAACAAUAUAAACAAAAAACUAGACAUAAAUAUAAGAAAUUAUAAGAAAGCCGCCGAUAUAUUAGUUGAAUAGUUUUGUAUUAUAAUCAAAAACAAAAAAAACAAAAAAAAGCAAAAAUAUAAUAAAUUGAUAACAACAUUCGACAGGCAAAAAGGAAA